This is a messenger RNA of Notothenia coriiceps (black rockcod), 604 nucleotides long. RefSeq names its product protein FAM160B1-like. Lineage: Eukaryota; Metazoa; Chordata; Actinopteri; Perciformes; Nototheniidae. The transcript is spliced from 5 exons. The record is from RefSeq and is a predicted model, not a curated record. The coding region runs from base 217 to 603 and encodes 128 amino acids.
AGUUUCCUGUGUUUGGUGCCUGAUGAGGCCAAGUCAUCGUAUCAAGUCGAAGGCACAGGCUAUGACACCUACCUCAGAGACGCUCACAGACAGUUCAGGGACUAUUGUGGGGUCUGCCAGCGGUGGGACUGGAGGGGGAAUCCAAAACCUUUAGAGAAGUGUAACCUGGACAGCCCGUUCUUCGAGGGCCACUUCCUCAAAGUUCUCUUCGACAGGAUGGGCCGCAUCCUCGACCAGCCCUACGAUGUGAACCUGCAGGUGACCGCUGUGCUCUCCAAGCUCUCCAUGUUCCCGCACCCCCACCUGCACGAGUACCUGCUGGACCCUUACAUCAACCUGGCCCCCGGCUGCAGGUCCCUGUUCUCUGUCAUCGUCAGGGUGGUGGGAGAUCUCAUGUUGAGGAUCCAGCGAAUCCCAGACUUCACCCCCAAACUGCUUCUCGUCAGGAAGAGAUUAUUAGGUCUGGAGCCGGAGGGCAUCAAUGUGGACCACAUGACUCUGCUGGAGGGCGUGAUCGUGCUGGAGGAGUUCUGCAAGGAGCUGGCGGCCAUUGCCUUCGUCAAAUACCACGCAGCUUCCUCCUCCUCCUCCUCCUCACCGUGAG